This is a messenger RNA of Lotus japonicus, 1037 nucleotides long. RefSeq lists its product as uncharacterized. Gene Ontology annotation, biological process: rRNA base methylation. Gene Ontology annotation, cellular component: nucleolus; small-subunit processome. The coding region runs from base 14 to 814 and encodes 266 amino acids. Gene Ontology annotation, molecular function: rRNA (pseudouridine) methyltransferase activity; rRNA binding. The transcript is spliced from 7 exons. The record is from RefSeq and is a predicted model, not a curated record. Lineage: Eukaryota; Viridiplantae; Streptophyta; Magnoliopsida; Fabales; Fabaceae.
GUUGAGGGAAGUCAUGACACGACCUUUUGGUGUGAAGGGGCGGAAGAGAAAGGACAAGGAAGCUAAAUAUGAUCGCGAAGAAGAUGAAGACGAACAUGUGCAACCUAAGAGACCUAUGCUCCAAAAUGAAGCACCAACACCUGAAGUAGGUAUCCCAAUUAUGCCUAGUGACCACAAGAGUGACAACCCCAAUGUCAUAUUCAUUCUUGAAAGGGCUUCUUUGGAAGUCGCCAAGGUUGGCAAGACUUAUCAGCUUUUGAACUCGGAUGACCAUGCCAAUUUCCUCCGCAAAAAUAACAAGAAUCCUGGUGAUUACAGGCCUGACAUUACUCAUCAGGCCCUUCUAUCUAUUUUAGAUAGCCCACUAAAUAAAGCUGGGAGGUUGCGAGCAGUAUACAUAAAAACUGAAAAAGGUGUUCUUAUAGAGGUUAAGCCCUAUGUUCGUAUUCCAAGAACAUUCAAACGGUUCUCUGGUGUCAUGUUACAACUGCUUCAAAAAUUGAGCAUAUCUGCUGCUGGCAAGCAUGAGAAACUUCUCCGCACAAUAAAAAACCCUGUGACUCAGUAUCUGCCUGUCAACUCACGAAAAAUAGGUCUUUCAUUCAGUUCAGAAAAGCUCGUAAAUAUGAAUGACUACGUAUCAACUGUUCCCAGCGAUAUGAACCUUGUCUUUGUGGUAGGAGCAAUGGCCCAUGGGAAGGUUGAGACGGAUUACACAGAGGACUAUAUAGCAGUUUCUGGGUACCCUCUAAGUGCUGCUUACUGUAUUACAAGGAUUUGCAAUGCCCUUGAGGCGAAGUGGAAGAUAUUGUGAUUUAGAUUCUUCAGUUCAUGCCUGAGAUACAUUUUUCCAGUUUCAGCAGUAUAUUCAUGUAAUAUCAGGGAUAGGCAGGCGGCCUAGCAGUAAUGUGGGAAAUCAAUUUCAAGAUUAGUUAACUGUGAGGUUUUUUGAGGGCCUGCUUUAUAUAUUGGACCAGAAUGGUGCUUUUAAAGUUUAUUGAUUGUCAAAGCUGUAUUUGAAUUAAUCAUACCUACCA